UAACUAGUCACAAUUGUUAUAACCAAUUGAUUUCAAAGCAAUUAAGAGAUUUUGUUGUUCCCCUAUAUUGUUGUAUAAAACUACUGUUUUCAUUACACCAAGUUAUAUACACUAUUGGAGUUAUUUUCCCUUAACCUCAUACCAUUGAUAAUACGAUUAGAACAGACCCGUUAUUACGUGAUUUCAGUAUUCAGCACACAAUUAAGGAUCCAUGUGUGGUAAAUUAAAAUAACCGAAGCUUUCCCUUGUGGGAAUGCCACUGCAUUUUUGAGUGAAAUGUUUAUGAUCUUUGAUCGAUCGUUUGAUCGAUUGAUCGUUUGAUCGAUCGAUCGAUCGAUCGUUCGAUUAGUUACUUAAGUAUGAUAUUCUAGACACUGUUUAAAGGCUGAAAAAGGUCCAAGACCAAAAGCCGCAAUUGUCAACAGUUUGUAGCUGCAGUUUUUCCCCCAGAGUCGGUUUUAGGUUUUAGAUUUUAGUUCAGCUCAUCGGGCGGGCCAGUCGAUCGCGGCAGUCGAGUGCGUCCGGCUGCAAAGUUGGAUGACUUCGCCACUCCAAUGACUUUGCAUCAUCACUUGAGAAUCAUUCUCAGCCUCUGGCUCUGGCUCUGUCUCUUGGCAUUUGCGGUGUUGGUGGUUUUGGGACAGGACGACAAUGGCAACUCCGUGUUCGAUAUGCUGGAGAUGUUGCGACGCGGCCAGGAGCAAUUGGAUCUGGAGAACCUGGACGAGGGACAACCGCUGUCGGCCAACUACGAUUUCAUAGUGGUUGGAGCUGGCACGGCGGGUUGUGCCCUCGCUGCUCGCCUCUCGGAGAAUCCCAAGUGGCGCGUACUCCUCCUGGAGGCCGGUGGUCCCGAGAACUAUGCCAUGGACAUACCCAUCGUGGCGCAUCUGCUGCAGUUGGGCGAAGUCAACUGGAAGUACAAGACGGAACCCUCGAACAGCUAUUGUCUGGCCAUGAACGGGAAUCGCUGCAAUUGGCCCAGGGGCAAGGUGAUGGGCGGCAGUUCGGUCCUCAACUACAUGAUGUACACGCGGGGCAAUCGCAGGGACUACGAUCGCUGGUCUCAGCUGGGCAAUCCCGGCUGGAGUUACGACGAGUUGCUGCCCUAUUUCAGGAAGUACGAGGGCAGCGUGGUGCCCGAUGCUGAGGACGCAUUUGUGGGACGUCGUGGCCCCGUGAAGAUCAGCUACACGGAGACACGCACCAAGAUCGCCGAUGCCUUUGUGCGAGCCUCCCAGGAAGCGGGUCUGCCACGUGGCGAUUACAAUGGAGCGAGGCAGCUGCGUGUUUCCUAUCUACAGGCCAACAUCUAUAACGAAACCCGGUGGAGCUCCAAUCGGGCCUAUCUGUACCCCAUCAAGGGGAAACGCAGGAAUCUGCAGGUGCAGAAGAACGCCCUGGUCACCAAAGUGCUGAUCGAUGCGCAAAAGAAAGAGGCUUUUGGCGUUAUGGUGCAGAUAGAUGGCAAACUACAUAAGAUCCUGGCCAGAAGGGAGGUGAUCCUGUCGGCGGGCGCCAUCAAUACACCCCAAUUGCUGAUGCUGUCGGGCGUGGGCCCAGCCAAACAUCUGCGGGAGAUGGGCAUUAAGCCGCUGGCCGAUCUGGCCGUGGGCUAUAACCUCCAGGAUCACAUUGGCCCGGCCGUGAGUGUGCUGUGCAACGUGAGCUCCCUGCAAAUCAGUGAGAUGUUCAAGGUGGAGGUCAUGUCCGAGUUCCUCAAGGGACGAGGCGUACUACGCAUUCCCGGUGGCGUGGAGGCCAUAUCCUUUUACGCCCUGGACGAUGCUCGCAAUCCCGAUGGCUGGGCCGACAUGGAGCUGUUUGUGGUGGCUGGUGGCUUGCAAACGAACUUGGCCCUACGUCUGGCACUGGGCAUCCGAUCGGAUAUAUAUGAGAAUAUGUUCGGAGAACUAGAACGGCGGAGUGCCAACGGUUUCAUGAUAUUCCCCAUGAUCCUGCGGGCCAAAAGUCGGGGUCGCAUCAAACUCAAGAGUCGAAAUCCCACCGAACAUCCGCGAAUUUAUGCCAACUACUUUGCAGAUCCGUAUGAUUUGAACAUCACGGUGCGUGGAAUCGAACAGGCUGUGAGGUUACUGGACAAGCCAGCGUUUAGGGCGAUUGGAGCGAAACUGCUGGAGAAACGCUUGCCCAAUUGUGCGAAACACAAGUGGAGGAGCAGCGCCUACUGGGCCUGCUAUGCCCGCCACUUCACCUUCACCAUCUACCACUACUCGGGCACGGCCAAGAUGGGUCCUCGGCAGGAUCCGUCGGCGGUGGUCGAUGCCCGCCUCAGGGUCCACGGAAUUGAAAAGCUCCGGGUUGUGGAUGCCAGCAUUAUGCCCUAUUUGAUCUCGGGCCAUCCCAACGGGCCGGUCUACCUUAUAGCAGAGAAGGCAGCCGACAUGAUCAAAGAGGAUCAUAACUUUCUCUAACACUGAUAAAAAAAAAAUAACAAAAUAACGUAGUAAAUCCGAGUAUUUAAUAAUCAAUUUAAUUAAACAACAAGGACCCAUUUAAAAUUCAAUACUUUCCACUUUAAAUCAUGUAUUUAAAUAUGCACUGUAUUUCCCUGACUUAAUAUUUAAUUUUAAAAAUAAUUUUGUAGUAAAUAUCCUCAUGUUUUCUUUUUAAAAAGAAAAUUAAAAAUUCAGUAACACUAUAUUUUUCAAGGGGUGAUCUUAUAUAUAUAAUUGAGUGAGUUCUAAUGCAUAAAAAAAGGCAGAACAACCUUCUUAACUCAAUGAGUGUAAUGACAAUGAAAAAAAAUUAUUUUUAAUGUUAAUUAUUCCAAAUGGUGGUAAUUAAUUGUUAGAUCACUAUAAUAAUUACAAACAAAUGGACAACUAAUCCUACAAUAAUUUGUCAUUCAGCUGUAAAUUCCUAUUAAUGAUUUUUCUUGUAUGCAAAUUAUUCUACAUAUAAUAAAGAAAGUACAGAAGAUAAUAAUUUUGUAGGAAAAGCAAAUCAUUAAAAUUUUUAGCUGGCAUUUGUAGAUACUGGUCAUUAAUUACAGAACACACCUUAUUUAUUUUUUUUGUUUAUAAAAUGAAAAAAGAAAUGUUACCAAAAUUAGUAAUUUUUUUAUGUAGAAAAUCAUUUUGGCAAUUGGUUUUAAAAUUUAAUUUAUGUUUAAAUGGUUAUAUUAAAUGAGCAUGUUAAUUUCACAUAUAUUAAGUUUUUGAAAAGUACCCAAGCAUCAUAAAAAAUUAAAUAUAAUAAAAAAUGUUUUUGGAAUAAAACUC
Drosophila elegans is the source of this 3245-nucleotide messenger RNA. Its product is annotated as glucose dehydrogenase [FAD, quinone]. The transcript has a single exon. Bases 555 to 2435 code for a protein of 626 amino acids. NCBI's taxonomy places the organism in Eukaryota, Metazoa, Arthropoda, Insecta, Diptera, Drosophilidae. Gene Ontology annotation, molecular function: oxidoreductase activity, acting on CH-OH group of donors; flavin adenine dinucleotide binding. The record is from RefSeq and is a predicted model, not a curated record.